Molecule: messenger RNA, 4194 nt
Organism: Podarcis lilfordi (Lilford's wall lizard)
Lineage: Eukaryota; Metazoa; Chordata; Lepidosauria; Squamata; Lacertidae
Source: the annotation of a GenBank genome assembly
CGAAAUAGCAUUUUAUAAAUAUUUUUCUAAAUAUAAAAAUAAAACAAUUUUCUCAAAAUAUUUAAAAUCUAAGUUUUCUUCUUUGAGGACAGGCUAUAGAGCAUGUGCUUUACAUGCAUAGAGUCCCAGGGUCAAUCCCUAGCAUCUCCAUGUAGGGAGAAGAAUAAAACGACAAUAUUUUCAUUAUCCAGACAUCGGUCAUCCCACCUCCUAGCAAGAUGUAUGCUAUACUGGAUUUAUCGAGGCACAUAACAUAUCUGCAAGGGAAGCUGACAAAUGUACACAAGAAUCCUUUAAGAGGCCAAAGGAAAGUAGAAGACAGAAGUUCACACCAACAGAGAGAGCUAGGUAGGGGACACAGAGGAAACAGGGAUCAAUUACGGUAUAUUAAAGCUCUGGAGAAGGCAGGCAGGCUUUGGAAACUGGAAGGACAGCUAAUGCUAUAUCUAUCAGCACAUGGUACAGAUCAGUCGAAAUCUAAAGCAGACCCAGGUAUUCCAUAAAAUGAAGUAGCAUCUGUUAAAUAUAAAGUAUGCUCACAUGUACUUUUCAUUCUAUUUAGCAAUGUUUACUUGGCUUACUUCUAAGUCAACAUAUAUAGGGUUGCACUGUGAAUUAAUGACCAAAAAUACAAUUCACUGUAUAAUUUUAGAAGUUGAGGUAUCUGCUCAGUGAAUCCACAAACUCUGUUAAUAUUCAAGGCUACCAUAUUUUGAAUGAAGGAAAAAUAGGCAAACUAUUUUCUAAAAAUAACACAGCAAAUAUUUCUUCUGGUUCUCAAUGGUUCUUUUAUUUUACCCCCUGAGGAAUUUUAAAUAUGAAACGCUUAGGCAUGAGCACUGCUUGCUGUUUUUCACAGAUGCUUCAUACUGUAUUUCAGUUAUAGAAACUGUAUUUUAUACAUACUGUAUUUCCAAUUAUGGAAAAACAGACAUGUAACACCAAAGAAAUGAUCGUGCAGAAGAUUAUCAUGCAAUAACUGCCAUGAAGUCAGAAAUCCAGUACUAGAACACUCAGAAAUCAAUGGAAAUAUUUGUGAAAACAAGCAAGAAAGCAAUUCAACCGAAGCCAUUAACUUUUGCCAUCAUAUUGAAAGUGAUGUCAGAUACUCCAAAGAUUCUAAUCUGCUUGCUUCUAGAAGAGACAUAUUAAGUCCCUGAUCCUCUGUUGUCUGGAUCUUUGCCAUCAAUUUCAAUAAAAGUGAUAUUCUCCAUAGCACCCUCUCAUACAUCAUAACCUUUUUCUCAUUUCAAGAGAACAGACAAAUAUAGCAAUCCAAAUGAAUUACUAGGAAGUAGGCCUCACUGAAUAAACAUGCUUUGGGUUGUGCUGGAAGAUCAGUGAACAAUCCACACCCUCAUUCCACCUUUUUACUUAUUUUUACCCUAAACAAGUGCAGGACUUGAACUAGUAGUAGAGUUGUGACAGUUAUUCAGUUUUCACAUUUGGGGUUAAGCACUGUGCUUGCCUUGCUAGACAGCUUGGAAUCUUCAGCCGUUCUUAAUCAUUAAUCUGCUUUUGCAGAAGGAGAGGUUCUUCGGUCAUCUAGCCCAAAAUCUUUUGCAAGUUUCAUACUGCAGCUAAACUGAAAUACAGCAUGGCAGGGGGCCAGCAUGCUGCAGUGAAUAGAAGGUGCAGCUUUGACACGCAGAAGGCAAGUUCAGGUUUCUGUUCAGCCAAGAAGUUCAGGUACUAAGCUUGUUACACUCACAUAAUUUUGUUAUUUAAGUGAACUUGGGAUUGCCUAUAGGGGUGUAUACUCAAUGGGGUGUUGCAGCUGGCCAGCCAAUCGCAGCUUCCUAAUUAGCAAACCCUUAUGUUAUACUUACUUACCACACUUUUUUAGGUAUGCCCUUAAAAAACAUCUGCUGUGAACAAGUUUAUUUUUAUCCAUAUCACUGGGUAGUAUCUGUUGCCUUAAUAAAAUAGGAAGGAAAUUCCCAGUCUCUUCCCACUUUAUCAUAAUAUCACCAGUACAACAGAAAUUAAAUUUAGAACUGCCCCUUUUAAGACGGCAAACAUACCAAGGAACAAAAUCAACUCAAAGCUAAGGAUUACAACCCAUUUAAAAAGCACUUAACUUUCCAUUUUAAGGAACAGCAGAUCAAUCCAUUAUACAUUCAUUACAACAGUGGAAUGCAAUCUAUGCAUAAUUCCAGAUAUAUGCAUUCAAAUAUGCACAAGCAUAUGUUCACAUUCGCAUACACAUACUCACACUUUCAUUUUAGUUUGAGUGCACUACACAAAUAAGGAGAAAGAAUUCUGAAUAGAAAUAUCUGGCUCUAGUUUCUCCCUUACUUUAUACUUAAGGUCUUUAGAACGCUGGCAUACAGCUGAUAUAAACAAGACGCCAACUGAGUUUUAAAGAACUUGAACAUUCUCUGCUGCUACCCAAACUGUUGCAAAAAAAAGAAUAAGCAGGCGCUCAAGGCCAGCCAAAGAGCAGAAAGAAGCUAAUCCGUUUCUAAAAACCCUACAGUGUGAUGUUUUCUACAUAAUCUCAAAUGGUGAUUCAUACCAAGUAGGCUCCACUGUUCUUGCAGAACAGGCUAUUUUACUCACACUGAAUAUGUGACAUUACAGAUCCUGGAGAGGAAGGGGGGAUUGCUGGCUAGAGUGAGGUCACCGAGGUUCAGGGUCAGUAAGUGUUUCGUAUAUCCUGUCAUUUAAAAAGCGCUCCGGGACAGAAGUGGGAGGAGACAGAGAGAAAGGGGGGAAAGGGCGAGGAACCCGAGGAAUGUUAAGAAAAUGACAGAAUGUGCCACUGCUGCAGGAGAUCAUAUAUAGAGCAAUGGUCAUGAAACAAACACCGCGACCAUCCUGAGAGUUGGAUCUCAGGAAAUGCACAGUAUCAGGGCAUCCAUCCCAUUUUGUUCACGGGGCCUAAGCAAAGGGGGCAGACUAUAAAAACAAACAAAAACCCAGACCUUUUCCCUCCUCCUUUUCCAGCGGCCUCCCCCCCCCCCGCAACACUCACAAAGAAGAGAGCAAUGCUUAAUCCUUCCGUGUCGUGAUAACCCCCUCCUGCCUUUAUCUGCACAGCUUUUCACAGCUGACACCGACACCAGAAAGCCGCGCGCCACCAAAAGCCCCCAAGCCCCCUCUGGGGGAGUCCUUGACAGAUAAGAUGCGCAGCCCGGAAAUGCAGGAGAACACGGGAUCGGGUGGGUGGGAGAGAGAGAGAAUCCGAAGCCUGAAACCCCUCCUGGGAGAUCGGAGUGCACGGUAGGGGAGUCAGGGCGAGCCCAAAACAUCGCCACCACGUCCCAUCCCUCCCACGCAGUCGCAGUCCGGACUUUAUCCCUCUCUCCCUGUCCAUCCUGGAGGGGGUGGAGGCAAAGAGGCAGAAAGUCACAGAUCCCAAGUCCCCCUUCCGCAUCUAGACGUAGGUGUUUUGGAUCGGAUGAGAGACAGUCGAGGGAUCUGGGGGAUAAACAGGGGCUUGCUCUUCGCCACCAGGCGGGCUUCCCCCCCCCCCCGCCCCCGGCCGAGAUCUGCUCACCCCAUCGCCCCACACCUCCGCGGCGCCUCCCCACCGCCCUGAUCUCCCGGCCAGGCCCUUGACCCGCGCGCACCGGAGACAAUGAGGAGCGCCCCCAACUCACCAGAAGCAGCAGCAGCAGCAGCGGGUCUCUGCCGCUCCGGGACUUGGGGGCGGCUCUCGCCCUGCCCUCGGCUCCCUCCUUCUGGGCACGCCGCAGCCGCCGCCUCCUUCUCGGUAGCCGAGCCCCCCGCCCACCAAUGCCAACGCCGCCGCCGCCGCCGCCCAGGAGCCGCUUCCUGUUCGCUGCGCUGCCUGGUGCCGCGGGAGGGCCUCCGCGGGCGCCUUCCCUUCCCGGCGCAGGAGAGUCACGGCAUCCCGCCAGCCAACAUGGCUGCUCCCCGGGGGUUCGCUCCUCACCGCCGCUGCCGCGCUACUUCCUUUGCUGCGCCGCGGUGCGACUCCGGAUGCUGCUGGGCCGACUCCGCUCGCCAAAUGGGGAGCGAGCGCGACGGAGGCAGCAGCAGGAGAGAGCUCUGCCGAGCGCGAGCAGCCGCGCAGACCGGAGCCAGCGCGACAGCUAGCGGCCGGCGAGGGAGCUGCAGACGCGGCCUCCCUCAGUGCUCCGCGUCGCCAAGCCUGCCCGACGCCAAGGCGCGCGGGGAGCAGCGGCGAGGGUGCGCCGCUCUCCGCUCGCCUCUCUCCUCGGGACU